UGAACCCCAUGUUGAAUUUUCAGUUGAAUGUAUGUGAUCAGUGUUGUGUUAAUGGUGUUAUAUGCUUAUGGAGUUCAAUUUUGUUUUCUAUAUUUAUUUAUUUAUGUUGUGUUUGUAUGAUUGAAUUUGCUUUAAAUGAACUUGUAGGCUUUUGAAGUUUGGAUAUUUAAGGUUCAUAUUCUUACCUUUUAUCUGAACCCCAUGUUGGAAAUUCAGCCUUAGGGUGUGUUUGGUAUGAAGAAAAAUGUUUUCCAAAACAUUUUGACCAACCAAACACACCCUUAGUUUCAGUUGAAUCUUGAGUUUACUUUGUCUAUGUAUGCAUGUGAUCAAUCUUGUUAAAAUGGUGUUAUAUGCUUAUGGAGUUCAAUUUUGUUUUCUCUUUUUGUACUAAUGUUGUGUUUGUAUGAUUUGAAUAUGCUUUAACUGAACUUGUAGGCUUUUGAAAGUUUGGAUAUUUAAGGUUCAUAUUUUAUCUGAACCCCAUGUGGAAUUUCAGCCUUACGGUGUGUUUGGUAUGAAGAAAAAUGUUUUCCAAAACAUUUUGACCAACCAAACACACCCUUAGUUUCAGUUGAAUCUUGAGUUUACUUUGUCUAUAUAUGCAUGUGAUCAAUCUUGUUGAAAUGGUGUUAUAUGCUUAUGGAGUUCAAUUUUCUUUUCUUUUUUUGUACUUAUGUUGUUGUUUGUAUGAUUUGAAUUUGCUUUAAUCGAACUUGUAGGCUUUUGAAAGUUUGGAUUUUUAAGGUUCAUAUUUUAUCUGAACCCCAUGUGGAAGUUCAGCCUUAGGGUGUGUUUGGUAUGAAGGAAAAUGUUUUUUCAAAACAUUUUGACCAACCAAACAUGGGAAAAUUGGAAAACAUUGGAAAAUAUUUUUUCCUCCAUACCAAACGCACCCUUAGUUUCAGUUGAAUCUUGAGUUUACUUUGUCUAUGUAUGCAUGUAUUCAAUCUUGUUAAAAUGGUGUUAUAUGCUUAUGGAGUUCAAUUUUGUUUUCUUCUUUUAUUUAUGUUGUGUUUGUAUGAUUUGAGUUUGCUUUAAUUGAACUGGGUUUUUGAUAAUUUUCAGAAAAGUUUGCAACUUUUUGUUGUAGGCUUUUGAAGUUUGGAUUUUAAGGUUCAGUUUCUUACCUUUUACAUGAACACCAUGUGGAUAUUUCAGCUUUAGUUUCAGUUGAAUGUAUGUGAUUAAUUGUGUUAUAUACUUAUGGAGUUCAAUUUUGUUUCCUUUUUGUACUGAUGUUGUGUUUGUAUGAUUUGAAUUUGCUAUAUUUGAAUUGGGUUUUUGAUAAUUUUCAGAAAAGUUUGCAACUUUUUGUUGUAGGCUUUUGAAGUUUAGAUUUUUAGGUUCAUAUUCUUAUCUUUUACAUGAACCCCAUGUGGAAUUUCAGCCUUAUUUUCAGUUGAAUCUUGAGUACUUUGUCAAUGUAUGUAUGUGAUCAAUCUUGUUAAAAUGGUGUUAUUUUGCUUAUGGAGACCCUUUUUUUUAAGCCUUAGUUUCAGUUGAAUCUUGAGUUCUGUUUCCUUUUGUGUGUAUGUGAUCAAUCCUGUAUAAAAUGGUGUUAUUUGUUUAUGGAGUCCUUUUUUUUUUCUUCUCUUUUUUGAUUUCUAUUGUGCUUUUAUGGUUUGAAUUUGCUUUAAUUGAACUAGGUUGUUGAUAAUUUUCAGAAAAGGUAGCAACUUUUUGAAUUUUGGAUUUAGUUUGUCCUUGGGGAGCUCGCUCAAGUUGAUUCUUUGGUUCCUCUUUGCUCAUUUCUUUUCUUUGGUUUUCAAUCUUUAGGCUAUAAAAAUGAUGAGUGGGUAAUAUUGUUUAAAGCGAAAAAGGCGUAUCUCCGGCUGUGUUGAUGGAGGUUGGUGCUAUGAAUCAAUUGAUUGGAAGCUGUCAUUGGCGUUGGUUUAGUUAUAAUUGUAGGUUUUUUCUUUUUUUUUGGUCAUUUGGGGCUAGGUUACUAGUUACCUUACUUGCUUAUGAGUUGUAUGCCAAUAAAAAAUGCAGAGAAGUAACGGAAGAAAAAGGGACCAAAUAGAGUGGACUACUUAGUAGUAGUUCUUGUUGUCGCACUACUUACCUUACUUAACAUGAUUUCCUUAUAUAUGUCUAGAAAUCUUUGUCUUUUAGAGCCUGUCUUAUCAAUAUAGCUGCCGUUUUCCUUGUUUCUAUGACUUUGAUGACUAACCUUCUAUUAGAAUAUUAUUCCUUUCUAAAAUGGAUUUUACAGUGGAAAAGAGUUUCGGGUCAUAUGUUUGUUUGCUCUAUUCUCACAUUAUGAGCAAACGGAGUUCAAGAAAAAAAGAUUUGGAGCUAAAAAUUCUAAGGCACUCGGUCAAUUCCCAGUUGAGGCAAGAAACAAUAGAUGUACGGCGUACAAGGUUGAGAACCAUCAUCUUAAAAUUCGUCUUUUAACUGAGCAGCACAACGUAGCGAGUCCAUACUGUUGUGCUAAUCGUAAAUUUAUUGAUUCAAUUUAUGGAACAAAAUGAACAUCCGCCGUGCAUUAUGUAUUCAAAGAUCUAGUGAAGCACAACACAGUAACAUGGGUGUCUCUGGAGCUAUGUCGACAUCUUUAUCCAUUUUGCCGUCAUUGGAAGAGAAGCAUCUGAAAGUUCCAGAUUCUCUUCAUGUGCUCACAGAAAAAGAGCAAACUAAGAGUGGAACAGUGGGGCAUCAAUUGUCUUCCACUUCUGGACCCCACAGAGAUUUUCACUUUUCUCCAACCUCUUCUCAAGAAAGUAGACGACAUAAUUACCCAUUUAUUUCAAGUGAAGCUUCUGCUGCAACCUGCCGAUCUUCACUCUCGUGUACACAUUCAACAUCAUUGGAUAAUUACCCCAUGGGGAACAACAAUAAUUCCUGGGGAAAAGAUGCAUAUCAUGACACUAUCGAUUUUCCUACGACUGUUCCUGUUCAGAAUGGCCAAGUCGAAAGCCUUGCAGCUAAGAGAUCUGAUUGGCAGGAGUGGGCUGAUCAGCUAAUUAAUGAUGAUGAUGUUUUGGGUUCGAGUUGGAGCGAUAUUCUUGUUGAUGUUAAUCCUCCAGAUUCAGAACCUAAGUUUCUGGGAGCAUCUGAAGUUCUUGCUUGUCAGCCCCAUACUCUUCCUCCUGCUCCACCUCUGGCUGCAUCGUCAGGGCAAAGUUGUCCAGUUGGUAGCCCGUCUUCUUCCACAGCACUAACAAAGCCUCGCAUGCGUUGGACACCUGAGCUUCACGAAGUCUUUGUAGAAGCUAUCAAAGCUACACCAAAGGGAGUCUUGAAGCUCAUGAACGUUGAAGGCCUAACCAUCUAUCAUGUCAAAAGCCACUUGCAGAAAUAUAGAACUGCCAGAUACAAACCAGAACCCGCGGAAGGAACACCGGAAAAGAAUCCCACUAGUGUGACAGAGAUGCCAUCUUUGGACCUAAAAACGACCAUGGGAAUAACAGAAGCACUAAGAUUGCAGAUGGAAGUCCAAAAGCAGCUUCAUGAACAACUUGAGAUCCAAAGAAAGUUGCAGUUGCGGAUCGAAGAACAGGGUAAAUACCUCGAAAUGAUGUUUGAGAAGACAAAGGACAUUGGGAAAGAUUUAAAAGUAUCAUCAUCAAAAACAGAUGGACUUCCUUCACCAUCAACCGAGACGAAGCAUUCGCCUCCUGAUAACAAAUCAGAAGCACUCGGGAAGGAUCCUGUUAGUUUGAACGAUCGUUCAAGUUCAGUAGGGAACUCACCGGACAAUAAAGCUUGUGAAGAUCAUGAUUCCGAUGGUAGAGACUCGUGUUCACCUCCAUCGAAACGAGCAAAAACUGAUGAAAAAUUAGCUCUUCAUGAAUCUUGACAGACUCAUUUGUAAUAUGUAUGUGAAUUGUCUUUGCGAAUGUUGUCGAUUUGAUGAAAGCUUCUAGCUUAAACAUAA
This is a messenger RNA of Lycium barbarum (goji berry), 3886 nucleotides long. RefSeq names its product protein PHOSPHATE STARVATION RESPONSE 1-like. NCBI's taxonomy places the organism in Eukaryota, Viridiplantae, Streptophyta, Magnoliopsida, Solanales, Solanaceae. The record is from RefSeq and is a predicted model, not a curated record. The transcript has 8 exons. Gene Ontology annotation, molecular function: DNA-binding transcription factor activity; DNA binding. The coding region runs from base 2477 to 3808 and encodes 443 amino acids.